AUGGCUCAUCAGAACUGGCCCAUUAAUGCAGGCCAUACAAAUCCAAACUAUCAACAAUCUUCCCAGCAGAGCCUAAAUGAAACAGAAGAGCUGGAUGAUUUAUACAAUAAUAGACCUGCGUCUGUAAGGUCUAGUUAUUCUAAUUUUCAUGGUACAAGGGCGUUGAACUACUCACCGCCAAAACAUUACCAUAGUCAUGCUACUCCUCAAGUACCUCAGAAAAGGGGACAGUCCAGUAGGAGCAGCAUGAGAUCCAUGGCAUUUUUGAACAAUGGUCCUCCUGCGUAUACCUCUCACGGUCAAAAUCCUGGAGACUCAGAGACACCCAUGUAG
Diabrotica balteata is the source of this 333-nucleotide messenger RNA. Lineage: Eukaryota; Metazoa; Arthropoda; Insecta; Coleoptera; Chrysomelidae. The record is from the annotation of a GenBank genome assembly.